Symphalangus syndactylus (siamang) is the source of this 2250-nucleotide messenger RNA. Its product is annotated as Golgi apparatus membrane protein TVP23 homolog B-like. Gene Ontology annotation, cellular component: Golgi membrane. Gene Ontology annotation, biological process: vesicle-mediated transport; protein secretion. NCBI's taxonomy places the organism in Eukaryota, Metazoa, Chordata, Mammalia, Primates, Hylobatidae. The record is from RefSeq and is a predicted model, not a curated record.
AGUUCCGACCCGGACCCGUACGCUGCUACGCUGACGUGGCUCCCGGAAGUAAGGCUGGCGUAGGGCCGCCAUGUUGCAGCAGGAUAGUAAUGAUGACACUAAAGAUGUUUCACUGUUUGAUGUGGAAGAGGAGACGACCAAUAGACCAAGAAAAGUCAAAAUCAGACAUCCAGUAGCAUCGUUUUUCCACUUACUCUUUCGAGUCAGUGCAAUCGUCGUCCAUCUUCUUUGUGAGUUGCUCAGCAGCAGCUUUAUUUCCUGUAUGGUAACAAUUAUCUUGUUGUUGUCAUGUGACUUUUGGGCAGUGAAGAAUGUCACAGGUAGACUAAUGGUUGGCCUACGUUGGUGGAAUCACAGUGAAGAUGGAAAGAGCCAUUGGGUGUUUGAAUCUAGAAAGGAGUCCUCUCAAGAGAAUAAAACUGUGUCAGAGGCUGAAUCAGGAAUCAUUUGGUUGGGACUUAUUGCCUGUCCAGUGCUGUGGGUGAUAUUUGCCUUUAGUGCACUCUUCUCCUUCAGAGUAAAGUGGUUGCCGGUGGUUAUCAUGGGUGUGGUGCUACAAGGUGCCAACCUGUAUGGUUACAUCAGGUGUAAGGUGGGCAGCAGAAAGAAUUUAACCAGCAUGGCUACUUUAUAUUUUGGAAAGCAAUUUUUAAGACAAAACACUGGAGAUGAUCAGACUUCCUGAAUAGAGAAAGCUUAUGUGCUUUGUUACAUUGGGGAACAACUGAAGAGAUAAGUCUUGACUCCGAACUGAACCUUUUAGAGCUUAGUCCAUGUUGCAACGACGAGUGUUGGCUUUGUUUUUCCACUUAAAAACUUUAUUUAUAAAAAGGAAAAAUAGUUUUCAUAUUAAGUUUUUAUUUCCUUUCCAGCAGUUGGGGCGAGAAAGUAUAUGUUGGCACUAGAAACAUUGUCAAGAUUUGUUCUGUGGUGUAGGUAUGCACAUUCCGUAGGUAUGCACACAGCCAUGUAAUAUCAGUAUAUCCCAAGUUAAUGAAAGUGUUCAUUUACAUAGGUAAUGGAGACCUUUGCAUUUUGAUCCAUAGAACAUAGGAUGUUCUUAAUCUGUCUCAAAGCUCUGUAUGUUUACAUAUUAUUUCUGUAGAUUGUUUUCAGGAGAAAGUUUUGCUUCCAUGGUAAGAGUGAGCACUUUGGCUUCUGUAUAAGUUAGAAAUAAUUGUUAGUUUUUAAUAUGUACUUCGUGGGGAAAUUUCUUAGAUGUGUGCAAGCAAGUGAAAACAAUUAGGGCCAGUGGUAUUAACUACUUUAUAAAAUUUUGUUUUUAUUUGUAAGAAGUCAUCUACUUAAGGCCCAGUUAAUAUAGGUGGAAUCAUCGUAGUUUAAGGAAUACCCAGAGAUUGCUGCUGUUCUAUUUAUUUUACAGAAAGCAUAGCUAGACUGAAAGCUCUUCAGUGGACCUUGAGCUAAUAGAUCUUUUACCACUAAAAGAGCAUUGUUCUCAUGUCAUAAUGAGAAUAAGCAUUUACAUACUUGGCAUAAUAAAUGCCUAAAAGACAUUUUAUUUUCUGAAUCUAUUUUUUCUUGCUAUAAUGGGGAUAUUGUAAAUUAUGCAUUUGUAUUAAUGAUAUUUCUUAAAGCAAUCUAUGUAACUGUAAACUAAACCAAUCUACAAACUAUCGUAGGCAUCUGUAAAUUCUGUUGUAGGUAUUAUAAACCUUGUUGAAGUCUUAAUCAGCAGAUUAUGUUGUGAAUAUAUUUGUACAUUGUUAAAAUAGUUUUUAAGAUUAUUUGUUUAAUUGAAUAAGUGUCUUAUUGGAGUGAUAGCUUUGAAAGUGCAAAACUUUAUAUUUGUAUAAAAUUCUACUGUUUACAAGGCAAAAAAAAAAGAAAGCUAGAUUCCGUGAUAUUCUUUAAGCAAGUCACCAAACUAUAUAAAUAGUAUUAUCUGACACAUAUACUUCCUUUGCAUAUUUUAUAUAUAACAUUGGUGGACAAUUCACAAAACAUCUUCUCGAGCCAUAGAAAUCUAACAGUGGUUACCUCUGGGGAGAAGGACUGAAGGUCUGAAGUAGGAUGGAUUAACUUUCACUUUUCUUUUUAAAAUCUCUUUUAUGUUCAUGUAUACUUUAUUUUAACAAAUAAAAGAAAAAUAUAAAACAGGGAUUCUUAAAUCAAGAUACUAACAGUACACAGUGUUCUGUUUGAGUCCCAGGCUCAGAAGGAGACCCUUCAUGAUUUGACUUUCUCCCCUUUGACUGCAAAAUAAACUAUUCACAGCAGAGAACUAUA